AUGGAGGAAUUAGCGAGAGAGAGCAUCAGCCUGCUGGCCAAGCCCGCGUUGGACACGGACGGGCCGCGGCUCGGCUCCUUCGGGGCGAUCUUCAUCAUGCUCAAAUCCGCGCUGGGAGCGGGGCUGCUCAACUUCCCGUGGGCGUUUGACAAAGCCGGCGGUGUGAACACGGCUGUCGGCGUGGAACUGGUGUCCCUGGUGUUCCUCAUCAGCGGGCUGGUGAUCCUGGGCUAUGCCUCGUCCAUCAGCGGGCAGAACACCUACCAGGACGUGGUGAAGGAGGUGUGCGGGCCCGCCAUUGGCCAGCUGUGCGAGAUCUGCUUUGUCUUCAACCUCUUCAUGAUCUCCGUGGCCUUCCUGGUGGUGGUACAGGACCAGCUGGAGAAGCUGUGCGACUCCCUGUACGAGACGAUAACGGGCUCUGCGGAGUCAGAGAUGCCCUAUCACUGGUACACAGACCAGCGCUUUGCCCUCUUCAUCAUGUGUCUCAUCCUCAUCCUCCCCCUGUCCAUCCCAAAGGAGAUCGGCUUCCAGAAGUACACCAGUAUUUUGGGGACUCUGGCUGCGACGUACCUGACUGUGGCUAUCAUUGUGAAAUACUACACCAAAGAAGACCAUGUGGCUGUUAUUUCCCCUUUGUACACCAAUGGCAUAAGCUCCUGGGCCUCCAUGUUCAGCGUCAUACCUACCAUCUGCUUCGGGUUUCAGUGUCACGAGGCCUGUAUUGCCAUCUACAGCAGCAUGGAGAACAAGAAGCUGUCCCACUGGGUCAUCAUCUCAGUGGUGUCCAUGUUCUUCUGCCUGCUCAUCUACUCCCUCACAGGUGUCUUUGGGUACUUGACCUUCGGUAAGGAGGUCGCCGCGGAUAUUCUGAUGUCAUAUCCCGGGGACGAUGUGGUCAUGAUCAUCGCCAGGCUGCUGUUUGGAAUUUCCAUCAUCACCAUCUAUCCCAUCAUCCUCCUGCUGGGCAGGUCAGUGAUUCAGAACCUGCUGCUGCGUUGCCGCCGGCGAUACGCCGUGGUGACGCAGUCGUAUGAGAACCGCAGCCGGGUGCUGCUGACGGUGGCCUGGAUCGCCGUCACCCUCCUCAUCGCCAUCUUCGUCCCUGACAUGAGUGAGGUCAUCAGCGUCAUCGGGGGCAUCAGCGCCUUCUUCAUCUUCAUCUUCCCAGGUCUGUGUUUAAUAUUCUCCAUGCAGACAGAGCCAGUGUCUCCCAGGACCAGGGUUGUCUUGACGACAUGGGGAGUGAUCACCCUUCUGUGUGGAGCCUUCAUCUUCGGACAGAGCACCACCAUUGCUAUCAUGGAGCUCUUCAACAAGUUCUGAUCAUCAUCAUCAUCACCAGCAUCACCACCACCAUUGUCAUCACAGAGCUGUUUAACAGGUUCU
Molecule: messenger RNA, 1389 nt
Organism: Megalops cyprinoides (Indo-Pacific tarpon)
Lineage: Eukaryota; Metazoa; Chordata; Actinopteri; Elopiformes; Megalopidae
Gene: slc38a8a
Product: solute carrier family 38 member 8a
Exons: 10
Coding region: 1-1326 (441 amino acids)
Biological process (GO): amino acid transmembrane transport
Molecular function (GO): amino acid transmembrane transporter activity
Source: RefSeq, a predicted model, not a curated record